AUGCCACCAGUUGUUCCAAGCGUUACUCAACAAAAUAUGGGAAGAACUGUAACUAUUGAAGACAUGAAUCGUCUUGUAAUGAAUUGGCUUUCUCAGCAUGGGUAUUCUAGAACAGAAGCCAUACUAAGGCUAGAAUCAGCAAGAGGACCGGAAGCAUUAAAUUCAGCUAAAAAUUCCUUAGAUUGGCUCAGUGGUACUGCUGAAACAUAUUUCCAAUCAUAUAUGUUAUUAAGAGAUUGGAUUGAUAGCUCAUUGGAAUUAUAUAGACCAGAAUUAAGACGUGUUUUAUUUCCUAUAUUUAUACAUUCAUAUCUUGAUUUGAUUUCUAAAAAUCAAACAAAUUCAGCAAAACAAUUCUUUACUACAUACUCAUCUGAACAUGAAGUUCUUCAUGGAUAUGAUAUUCGUCAAAUGUCGUCUAUUACUUUACCAGAACAUAUUGAAGAAAACGAACUUGUAAAACUUUAUCGUCAGAAUAAAUAUAAAAUAACAAUGUGGAGAACAGCAUUCGAUUUAAUGUUACAUUUUCUUUUUGAAAACGAAUCUAAUGGUGGUGCAAUCAUAAUGAGAUUAUUAAAUCAACAUGUUGAAACAAAAAUUGUCACAGGAAGACCUGACCAAUUUAUAAACAAUACGAUUACAAAUGAUGAAGGAAUUUCUGGAUAUGAUGUAUAUCAUUUAGAUAGUUUUAAUAAACAACCAGUGAAAUUAGGUGAAAUGCCAUUAGAUACGGAUUUAAAAAACGAUAUAGAAAUGGAGCUUGCUAUUCUUGAUAGCAAAAAUGAAAAAAAAAAUCAUGAAAGAGGUGAAAAAUCUCUUCUUGAAGAGUUUAGAAACAAAAAAGAAACAUCAGAUGAUUCUCCUAUGAAAAAUUCUAUUCCUUUGCCUGCAUCUAAAGCCAUAGAUGUCGAAAAAGAAAUCGAAGUAAUUAAAGAUUUAAGAAAACGCCUUAUACUAGGUCCUCAAGCAUCAUUGCCUAGUGUUUGUAUGUAUACUUUUCAUAAUACACACGAUAGUACAAACAAUCGUAGUCUUAACUGUGCUGAUAUUUCUGAAAAUGCAUCAUUAAUAGCAUGUGGGUUUUCUGAAAGUUAUAUUAGAGUCUGGAAUACAACUAUAAAUAAAACCAUUAAUACAGACUCUUCAUCCAACGAUUCAGGUCCUGUUUAUGGGGUUACAUUUAGCAAUGAUAGCAGAUUUAUUUUAUCAUGUUCCGAAGAUCGAUCUUGCCGACUAUGGUCUUUAGAUACUGGUACUUGUCUUGUUGCAUAUAAAGGACAUAAUCAACCAGUAUGGGAUAUCGCAAUAGGUCCAUUCGGACAUUAUUUUGCUACUGCUUCUCAUGACCAAACUGCACGUUUAUGGAGCUGUGAACAUAUGUAUCCUCUUAGGAUUUUUGCAGGACACCUUAGUGAUGUAGAUUGUGUUUCAUUUCAUCCUAAUUCAGCAUACGUUGCAACAGGCUCUAGUGAUAAAACAUGUAGAUUAUGGGAUGUUCAAAAAGGAAAUGCUGUAAGAGUAUUUACAGGCCAUUCUGGACCUAUAAAUUGUGUGACAAUAUCUCCAGAUGGAAAGUUGCUUGCAACUGCUGGUGAUGAUGCACUUAUAAAUAUUUAUGAUAUUGGGUCAGGUAGACAAUUAAAAAGUAUGAGAGGCCAUACACGAAAAUCUAUUUAUUCUCUUUCUUUUUCAAAAGAGAGUUCAGUACUUGUUAGUGGAGGAUCAGACUGUACAGUAAGAGUCUGGGAUGUCAAACGUGAUGCAUCUAAUAAUGAAAAUAUCUCUGAAAUAUCAGAAGGAUAUAAUAUAGAAACUGCAAAUGACACGUUAGUUAAAAUAACUGCAUCUACCACAAAAGACAAAAAAGAAAAUAUAGAAACAUUAGAUCAUAUGACUGCUUUAUAUACAUGUAAAACACCUGUUUAUAAAGUUCAAUUUACAAGAAGAAAUCUAUGUUUAGCGCUUUCAGUUAGUGGCGUAUCAUAA
Messenger RNA from Pneumocystis jirovecii RU7, 1986 nucleotides. RefSeq lists its product as uncharacterized. Gene Ontology annotation, molecular function: protein binding; RNA polymerase II general transcription initiation factor activity. Gene Ontology annotation, biological process: transcription initiation at RNA polymerase II promoter. The transcript is spliced from 9 exons. The record is from RefSeq and is a predicted model, not a curated record. Gene Ontology annotation, cellular component: transcription factor TFIID complex. The coding region runs from base 1 to 1986 and encodes 661 amino acids. NCBI's taxonomy places the organism in Eukaryota, Fungi, Ascomycota, Pneumocystomycetes, Pneumocystales, Pneumocystaceae.